AUGAAUAAUUUUAGAAAUUUAAUUAAUCAAAGUAUUAGAAAUUAUUCAACAACAACAAAUGUUGCAACUAAAACUAAAGUUUAUGAAUUAAAAACAUAUAAUAUUUUAGCAAAUAAUAUUCCAUCAUUUUUUGAAUUAUUAGGAGAAAAUAAAGGUUCAAAUAGUUUAGGUACUUGGGUAACUGAAAUGGGUAGUUCAAAUCAAGUUAUUAGUUUAGUUGAACAUGAAAGUUUAGAUGACAGACAAAUGAAUGAAUGGAAUACUAAAUUUCAAUCAAAAGCAGCUAAAUUAAUUGAAAAACAAGAAUCAUUAAUUCUUAGAGAAUUCCCAUGGGCACCAUUUCAAAAGAUUUCCAAUGAAAAAUCAAAUGAAAAUAAAGUUUGGGAAUUAAGAACUUAUCAAUCCAAACCAGGUAAAUUAGGUCAAUGGGCCAUCGAUUUUACAACAGGUUUCGCUGAAAGAAAGAAAAUCUCUGAACCAGUUGGUGUUUUCUAUAGUGAAUUCGGUCCUUUAAAUACAAUCGUUCAUUUAUGGCCAUAUAAAAGUUUUGAAGAUAGAUUUAGAAUUAGAGAUUUAGCUUUAAAAAAUCCAGUUUGGGUUGAAACUGUUGCUAAAACAACUGCAAAUUUAGAUUCAAUGGAAAGUAAAACUAUUAUUCCAGUAAAAUUAUAA
This is a messenger RNA of Dictyostelium discoideum AX4, 672 nucleotides long. RefSeq lists its product as hypothetical. Lineage: Eukaryota; Evosea; Eumycetozoa; Dictyosteliales; Dictyosteliaceae. The transcript has 2 exons. The record is from RefSeq and is a predicted model, not a curated record. The coding region runs from base 1 to 672 and encodes 223 amino acids.